GUUCUGGCCAAGCCGGCAAAUGUGACGAAAGAAAAACCGAGUGACGUCGCGUAUUAUGUGAAAAGCGAGUGAUCUUCGAACUCGGGCAUACGAUGCCAAAAACCCUUUACAUUGUGUUUUCCAAGAACAUUUUAAAGGAUUUUCCAUACAACUGGGGCGCAAGCUGGAAGCGGCAUAUGAAGUAAUUAGAAGGCGUACUAAAAUCGCCCAUAAACGUCAGAAAGACAAACAUUUUCGCGGAAGAACAACUGCAAGACAUUGCCAACGACUUUUUCCAGGCAACAUGUUGCCGACAGACACCACCACCAUCAGCAGCAGCAGCAGUAGCAGCAUUGGCAGCAGCAGCACCAGCAGCAGCGACAACAGCAACAUCAACUGACAGCAGCAACAUUCGAGCAUUCAGUCGCAAUUCUGACGAUUGCGUGACGCGUUCGCAUCGCGGCAAUGAAUGAGAUAGAAAAUCUCAAGGCGAAAGAGAACGAAACAGUGACGAAGAUAACGUGCAAAGUUUAAAUUGAAAAUAAACAAGAAAACAAAACAAAUCGAAAUACGUAACAAAGUGUGUGCCAACUCUGAGAGAUAUUUUGGAAAAUAAAUUAGAAUAAAUUACGAAAAGGAAUUUCGGACACUGAAAGACUUCAGGAAUAAUAUAAAUUAGCAUAAUUUAGCAAGGAUUUGCCGGGACAAGCAGACAUUCGUUUCGCACUUAAUUAGUGUCUAAGAGCGUUGACAAUGUGGCAGACACUAUCAACUUUUAGCACAUCACUCAGAGUGCUAGCAACAGCAAGAGGAAGAGCAGGAGCAGGAGCAGAAACACCAGCAACUUGCAACUGUGGCAAGUUGGAAAACGCGGAAAUGCAAAGUCACAUGUUGCCAUCAUCAGCAGACAUCGCGACAACAGCAGUGCGUAGGUGUUGCUGUCGCACAAAAAUCACCCGCAGCAGCAAAAACAGCAGCAGCAGCAGCAACAAUAGUUGCAACUAUUACAGCGGCAACAUCCUGCAAUGGCUAUUGCUACUGUGCCUUUUCUGUGAUUUUGGGCAGGCGGCGCUGCGUGAUGUGAAUCUACUGGUGGAACCGCCUGCGGUACGACGGGGUCAAUCGGUAGCCCUGCGCUGCGAUUACCAAUUGGACGAAGCGCCACUGUAUUCCAUAAAGUUCUAUCGUGGCCAGAUGGAGUUCUAUCGCUACACACCGGGCGAGUACCCACACACCAAGGUCUUUCAGUUUCCCGGCAUUCGAGUGGACGAGAACGGCUCGAAUGCCACCAUGGUGCUCAUCCGCAACGUUAGCUUUGGCCUGUCCGGACAAUUCAGCUGCGAGGUUACGGCAGAUGCACCACUCUAUUCCACGGCCACCGCCUACGCCCAGAUGCAAGUUGUUGAAUUUCCAGAAAAGCGUCCGCAGCUUUUCACAGAGCACACGAGAUAUGAGCCCGGCGAUGUCUUACGGGCCAACUGCAGUACAUUGCCAUCCCGUCCUCGCGCUGAACUUCGUUUUACCAUCAAUAAUAUUCCCGUCAGCACCGAGGAAACGCAGUACAUUCGAACACUAGAGAACCUGAUUGCAUCCCGGCUCAGUCUGAAGCUGCAGCUGCAGGCGAUUCACUUUGUGGCCGGCCUCAGUGCCCAUGGAAAUGGAAAUGGUAAUGGCAAUGGAAAUGGCAAUGGCAAUGGCCUCACAAACGCACUGCACCUGGGUGGCGGCGGAGGUGGUGGUAACGGUAACGGUGGAGGAGGACUCAUCUUGCGAUGUACAGCGCAAAUUGGCGAUCUCUAUCAGGAGUACAAGGAAAUCGAGCUGGGCACACCGCAAAAGGAUCCGGUGCCGGCAAGAGUGACGCUGUCGUCGGGAACCGGACUCCGUGGCUUCUUGGAGACCUAUUUCGCCACAUCUUCGGCCCAAGGCAAUUGGCGGGCGGCGACGAGGGGCGUGGCCAUCUGCCUGGCUGCCAUGUUAACCCAACUAAUUACUGGUAGCUAAAUCGAGGAGUCAGUCGGCCGGAAUACAUGGAUGGCGAAUGGGUGUGUGUAUGGCUUAUCGAACAGCGAUGGAAAUUAGGGAGCCGUCGGCCGUAAACUGCAUUAUUUAUCUAUAUCGAAUGCAAUUUAAAUUAUACACACACACACACAUAGAGAGACAGUGCACACAGAUGAGAAGUCCAUGUGAUUCCCGGUUAAGCUCUCAAAUGCACACACAUAAACCCUAUGAAACUGUAAAUAUUUGCUUUAAUGAUGUGAACGGAUACACUUAAAUGAACUCGCACACCCACACCCACACUCACACACACACACAUACAUACAUACACGAACACGCGACUAAUUGUUAAUUAAUGGAUUAUUUAAUGAUGCAUAAAAUAUUGGAUAAAAUAUUAAUGUUUCAUUUGCAUUUAGCUUCAGCCCAAGCGAAUAUCAACUUAAUGUUUAAGUGAAGUAAAAAAAAAAAAUUAAAUCGUUGAAACGAUUGAAAAAAGUUUAAAAAAAAAAACACAUAAAAAUGUAAACAACUGAAAUGCCAAUGUCAAGACAAAACCAAAACCAAACAAAAACAUUCAAACCAGAAUAAACAAGCAGUAAUAAUCAACUUGGUGCGGUUUUUUUUAUUCAUUUUGGGAUUUCAUGGGUUAAAACGGGGCCUUAACAAAUGGUUUUUUACAUUACAUUUA
Molecule: messenger RNA, 2665 nt
Organism: Drosophila eugracilis
Lineage: Eukaryota; Metazoa; Arthropoda; Insecta; Diptera; Drosophilidae
Gene: beat-IIb
Exons: 7
Coding region: 733-1983 (416 amino acids)
Source: RefSeq, a predicted model, not a curated record